AUGAAGGGACUUAAUAUCGCAUCGGCAUCGGCGUGGGCGAGGGCGAGACCGUGGACUUGUGGGAGAUGUGUACAGAGAGGGACUAGGAAAUCUUGGGUGCAGACCGCGACGUAUUCGACGGGGAAGAGAGGAGGAAAUGGUUAUGGUUAUGGAUAUCAGCAGAAUGGAAGGGGAAAUAAAGUUAUCAUGGCUUCUGCCGUGGGGGGCGUGGCAGCAACGGGACUUGCUUUCACGGAUGAUAUAAGGCAUGCGUAUGAAGCGGUUGAGAGGACGGGGAGAGUGGUCAGUACGCUGUUUGUUUGUAUCAAUGAUUAUCGAGUUACGUUGAAUCAUAAUGAGAAGAUUGAAGAUCAGGCAGAACAGGAUAGAAGAUUGAAAGAUUGUCAUCAGAGAUGUGCGGACCGAACAUUGAGAGUCUUGGAGAAGAAUGGGAGUAUAUUUAUAAAACUCGGGCAACAUUUGAGUGCUAUGAAUUAUCUUCUACCGUUAGAAUGGACGACCACGUUUAUACCCUUGCAGGAUAAAUGUCCUGUUUCAUCCUUGGAGUCGAUAGAGAAUAUGUUUAUGAUGGAUACCGACGAACAACUUUCAGAUUACUUUUCAGAAUUUGCACCUCUACCGAUAGGGGCAGCAUCUUUAGCUCAAGUACAUCUAGCUACUGUCAAGGAAACGGGACAAAAGGUUGCGGUAAAGGUUCAACAUCCAAACUUGGCGGAAUGGGCGGCUCUUGAUCUGGCAUUAACUAGCUUCACAUUCGCGACGCUGAAGAGAUUCUUCCCAGAGUAUGAUCUAGAAUGGCUAUCAUCGGAAAUGGAGAUUUCAUUGCCAAUCGAACUGGACUUUACUGAAGAGGGAAAGAAUGCUUUGCGGACAAAAGAUUACUUCUCACGGAUACCGGAACUACCAUUGAUUAUACCUGAUGUUUUAUGGGCAAAGAAACGUAUAUUGGUUAUGGAGAAUGUUGCAGGACACCGAUUGGAUGAUCUCGAAUUUCUUGAUUCUAAUGGUAUCGAUCGCGACGAAGUUUCCGCUGCCCUCGCCCGUAUCUUCAACGAAAUGAUCUUUGGCAACAAUGCUCCUCUACAUUGUGAUCCUCACGGGGGCAAUCUCGCUAUUCGUAAAAAUAACAAUCGCCGUGGCGCCAAUUUCGAUGUCAUUCUUUACGACCAUGGUCUGUACCGUGAUAUACCUCUCGAACUCCGUCGCUCUUACGCAAAACUCUGGCUAGCAGUAAUUGACGCCAAUGAACCCCGUAUGCGCAAAUACGCUAAAGAAGUGGCUGGUGUAACUGAUGAACAAUUUCCCCUAUUCGCCUCGGCUAUUACGGGUCGCGAUUACACCAUCCUAACAAAAGAUGUAGCGCUCGAGCGAUCUGAAGAAGAGAAGAAAAACAUUAAUGAUGCAUUGGGUGAAGGAAUGCUUCAACAACUUGUACAAAUGUUAGGACAGGUUCCGCGAAUUAUUUUGUUGAUAUUAAAAACGAAUGACUUGACGAGGAGUUUGGAUGAGAAUUUACAUACGCGACAGGGACCUGUGAGGACUUUCUUGAUUCUAGCGAGAUAUUGUACAAGAACGGUGUUUGAGGAACAGCUGGAACAGAUAAAAGCGAGGGGUAGUCUUUUGUGGCCGACGAACGGAUUUAGAUUGUUGGUGGCGUGGUUGGGAUACGUGAGGGUGGGGUUGAAAUUGGAAGCAUUCGAGGUUUGGUUGAGAGUCAAGAGAAUCAUGGGGACAGCAUGA
Molecule: messenger RNA, 1740 nt
Organism: Botrytis byssoidea
Lineage: Eukaryota; Fungi; Ascomycota; Leotiomycetes; Helotiales; Sclerotiniaceae
Exons: 3
Coding region: 1-1740 (579 amino acids)
Biological process (GO): mitochondrion organization; lipid homeostasis
Cellular component (GO): mitochondrial inner membrane
Source: RefSeq, a predicted model, not a curated record